AAUAAUGUUAUUUUUGUUUGAUGGGAUAGUACAUUUAAGUAACGCAUGCGGUUUGAAAAAGAUCUCAGAUUGAUUUGAAUCCAGUGGUAAAUUCGCUUGCCUAAGUAUGUUGUAGAUUAUUAAAAUCUUUAGAAAAAAGUUACGAAACUGCACAUUUCAAAUACUCAACAUUUAAAAUAAAAUGAACCUUUUUUAAAAAAAAAAGUAUUUACGUUUUCUUAUUUGAAAAAAGAGACAGACAACGAAAGAGAAAUUACGAUAUAAAACACUUUCUGUUUUCUGUUUGUAUGUGUACUAGUUUCACAAUGACUACAGGUUUCUAGAAUACGGAUUCUGGGGUUUUGUUUCUGUCACAGCGAAUCCUUUUACAGACGAUGUACAUCAUCCACAUUUUGAUGUAAGAGUGGAACAAUAGUUUCCUACCAGGGGUACUAUGAACUAUGUACUGGCUUAUUCACAGGGAGAUGAGACCAAAGGCAGGCUGGUAAAAUGUGUGACAGAAUAAAGGGGUACUUCACGAGAAAAAUUCGGUUGGUAAUGCGGUGAGCAAAGACAUUUGGGAACUGUUGGGCUAGAACGUACUAACGGACUGGUUUUUGUUUCAUCCUUCCCAUCAAACUGUCACACCGGACAACCUGCCAAACGGCUUCUCCUCUGAACGUGCUGGGGCCCGCCCGCUUGUGAUACUGACGUGGCCUGUGUUGGAGAGGACGUCUAACAGAUCCCAUCUGAUGGCUUCAGUUAUGGAGUUAAUGUCCUGGAACUGACCCGUGACAGACUGUGGGGAUGCAGGAUGUUGCAGGCUGGACAGAGACGACCGCGAGCUGUGUGCUCGAGGAUCACCACUGCGGGAUCAGGAAGGAACUACGGUAGCUGGCUAGCCGCUACAUCACGGAUCUUCUGCUCGCGCUAUUCCGGGCCGACUUAGACAACGUGUGAUUCACCAUGACGACUGAAUCAGGAGCGGACUCGGAGCCUAAACAGCAGCAGGACAAAGACUGGACGGAGAAGAAGGAGAAAACAUCCGAACACUUCCCAACCGUUGUAGGAUACAGUACUCCUGCCAAGAAAAACCAGUUGGAGGAGGACCUGUCAUCGACCCGGUCGUCAACCAGUCGCCUGUCGAUCAAGUCUCCGCUGAGGGGAGUCAAGAAGCUGAAGAACAUGCAGUGCAAAGUGACCCUGCUGGAUGGCUCCGACUACACCCUGACGGUGGACAAACGAGCGCGAGGGCAGCUGCUGUUUACCAAAGUCUGUGACCAUCUGAACCUGCUAGAGACAGACUACUUUGGCAUCACCUACCGCGAUGUGGAGAACCAAAAGAACUGGCUGGACCCUAACAAGGAACUGAAGAGGCAGAUAAGAAGUGGCCCCUGGAACUUUGCCUUCAAUGUGAAGUUCUACCCACCAGACCCAGCACAGCUCUCUGAAGAUAUCACCAGGUACUACCUUUGUCUCCAGUUGCGUGAUGACGUGGUGUCGGGUCGUCUCCCCUGCUCCUUCGCCACCCACACGGUGCUGGGCUCCUACACAGUGCAGUCGGAGCUCGGGGACUAUGACCCAGAGGAGACCACCUACAGCAGUGAGCUCCGCUUCGCCCCCAACCACACCAAGGAACUAGAGGAUAAGGUCAUGGAACUCCACAAGACUCACAAAGGGAUGACGCCAGCUCAAGCUGAGAUGCACUUCCUGGAGAAUGCCAAAAAACUGUCCAUGUAUGGAGUUGACCUCCAUCAUGCCAAGGACUCUGAAGGCGUGGAGAUCAUGUUAGGCGUGUGCUCCAGUGGGCUCCUCAUCUACAGAGACCGACUGAGAAUUAACCGGUUUGCCUGGCCCAAAGUGCUCAAGAUCUCCUACAAGAGGAACAACUUCUACAUCAAGAUACGUCCUGGGGAGUUUGAGCAGUUUGAGAGCACCAUUGGUUUUAAACUCCCUAACCACCGUGCAGCCAAGAGACUGUGGAAAACAUGUGUGGAACAUCAUACCUUCUUCAGAUUGGUGUCACCAGAGGCCCCUCCUAAGAACUUCUUGGGUCUUGGUUCCAAGUUCCGCUACAGUGGUAGAACCCAGGCCCAGACCCGGAGAGUCUCCUCUCAGAUCAUCAGGGCAGCGCCCAUCUUUGAGCGCUCCUCUUCCAAGCGCUACACCAUGUCCCGCAGUCUGGACGGAGCCCCCGGCACAGAGAACCACGAUGCCCUGAUGAGGGACGCCACGCCCGCAAAAGCCAUCAAUGCGGGAGACCUGAUCACCACGGUAACGCCGGAGAAGAAAGCGGAGGAGGAGAGGGCCGAGGAAGAGGAGGGACAGGCCAACGCUGCCGAGACUACAGAGCCCAACGUCCCUUCAACCCCGCUCAGACAGGAAAACAAGCCAUCCCCAUGUCUGUACGCCACCGACCCCCUCCGCUCCGAGCUCUCCCUCCCCUCCUCCCCCGUGGCCUCCACCAAGGUGCGUCGGAGGCGCAGGGAGAGCGCGUCCCGUAAGCGCUGUGCCUCCGUCAGCCCCGUUAAGUCGUCGGCGGGUUGCCGUCGGCGCCAGGCCAAAGCCGACCGCGCCGCCGCCCUCCUAGAGGAGCAGGCGUUGCUCCUGUUGGCACGGAAACAGAGACUAGAGCAGCUGAAGGGUCGCGGGAGGCGCGGCGGCGGCACCCUGUUCUCCUUCUCCCUGCACCUCCCUGACCUCUCCUCCUACCUGGACGAGGACGGCUACCUCACGUUCCCCGACAUCACCGAGCUCACCUUCCUGCCGGAGAGCGUUCAGCACUUCCGGCCCUUCAGGUCGCCCUCCCUCAUACCCUGCUUCCUCUUCAUCUUCUUCUUCCUCCUGUCCACGUCGUUCUCGGUGCCCUAUGCCCUCACGCUGUCCUUCCCCCUGGCGCUGUGCCUGUGCUACUUGGAGCCCAAGGCGGCGUCGAUCACUGCCUCCAUCGCUCAGGGCCUACAUGACCAUGACAGUUGUUCAGAGGAGGAUGACGAGACAGACAGCGAACAGACUGACUUUGCCUUCGACGGGGAAACGACCGUUACCGAGUCAGAGCCGGAGGAUGAUUAUUCUGAAAUGAGGACACAGUGUAGUUUCACCAGGAGAAUUACGGGAGAGAACAUGUUUAUCAGACACAGUAAUCUAAUGUUAGAGGACACAGAGGCAUCUGAGGAGCUGGUGAAACAUCAGAAAGACAUCAGUGACCUGAAGCGCUCCUUCCUGGAGACUCCAGGUGAUGACCCUCAAGGACUGACGGAGUGGGAGAAGAGACUGUCUUCAUCUCCAGCACGCUCCAACAGUGGGCUAAUGGAGGAGGCACCCAUGAUAGAACCUCUCCACCCACCAGCGGAUGCCACAGAACCGGUCCCAGCUGCUGUGGAACAGAUGGAGGAGGUACAAGCAAAUGGCAUCCAGGCUACAGAAUACAACGGCACGGUGGAUACUUGUGAUGUCACAUUGGGGGCGGGCAUUGCAGGAGCUCAGGGGAGUGGCCGGAUGACUAUGACUGACACCUCAGAGAACAUCAAUGACUGGACAGUUGGACAGAAAGAUGGGGAGAAGCCCUCAGUGUCUCCGGAGCUGAAGGUCAGCCCAGGGACAGUCAGACAGGAAGUCUCUUCAGCCAUCUUUGACAAGAGAGGAACACUGAUCAUCCUGAGGGAACUGGAAUCUCAAGACAAAACGGUCCCCAGUACAUCCCACUUCACUGUGACCAAGCCAGAGAAAGAAGGUGGGACUUCAACCACUAAUGAGGCUGAAGGGGAUGAACUAGAUGGAGGUGGGGAUUGGCUGAUCAUGUCUAAGAACAAUGUUGUUGAAGACAAAACUGGUGCGGUAGAUGCUGUGGGUGUGUCUGAGGAGACUAGCGACACCAGAGAGACGUCUCUCAACUUCCAGACUGACGAGAUGAGUGAUGUUACCUCCAGUCAGAAGACUGAGGCCCCCUGUCCCUCUGAGAUUGUUACGGAGACAGUUGAAAGGUCAGAGUUCACUGGCGUGUCCCCUGAGGAGGUGACCAGGCCAGAUGCCAAAGAUUCGGCACCACAGAGCGAGUGGCAUGGCCAGGGGGAAGCUUGGCGUGACCUGUCGCCGGCUGGCUCAGCUGACGGUCAUUUGGACAGCAAACCUUCAUGUGACUCUCUGGCUGUGUCGUCGCUUGGAUGGGUCCCCCUCCCCGAAACCAAGGGCUCCGCUGGAGACGAGGAGGAGAUGGAAAGGAGACCGGAAACGCCAACGGUGAAUAUCUGCCUACAGGCCCACAUACAGGCUAGAGAAGCACUUCAAGAAACACUCGCUGCUAAUCUAGAACCAGAAAUACAGCCACAACCUUCCGCCACUGCAGAGUUCCAUCCAGAACUCGAAUGUGGAACCCAGACUGCAGAGAAAUCACCUGCUGUUCCACAGGUUGAGUUGUCAACCAAGGAAGUUCCAGUAGUCCACACAGAGACCAAAACCAUCACGUACGAGUCUGCAGAGGGUAAUGCCAAUGGGGACUCGGACCCAGGUGUUCUGAUGAGUGCUCAAACCAUCACCUCGGAAACCACCAGCACCACGACAACCACACACAUCACCAAGACCGUUAAAGGAGGGAUCUCUGAGACCAGGAUAGAAAAGAGAAUCGUCAUCACUGGAGACGCAGGAGACAUCGACCAUGAUCAGGCCUUGGCUCAAGCCAUUAAGGAGGCCAAAGAGCAGCACCCUGACAUGUCAGUGACUAAAGUAGUGGUCCACAAAGAGACAGAGAUCACACCUGAGGGAGAGGACUGACCCAGGAGUGAGCCGGAGGUCGGCCUGGUAUGACCCGGUGGACGAACUCAUUCUCCAGCUGUGACACCGCGAACGUUUACGUGACCGUGCUGUCUGCCGGGCCUGUGCCGGGACUGACUGCAGCUGUUACCACAGCAACAAGGCUAUUGUUCUACGGAUGGACUCUGCUCUGUGGAAUCUAUAGAAUGGGCCGUCCCAUUCCAGUCAGUGAUGAUUUAAUAGAUUCUGACUCUGUGCUCUGUUCUCUUAUAGGCCCAAACCUAACCUGAGUUCCAUGUGCUUAGCUUGGACUUGCUGUGUGAAUCCUUUGCAUUAACGUAAAUGGGAGUUAAAAAAAAUAAAUAAUCAAAUGUAAUUAUGUAGUUAGGAAUCUCGGGUUAGGGUGAGGGCUAAUUAUCGGUCCUGUACAUCUUUAUCAAAUGCAUAUUGCAUGAAGAAUGAUACAAUGUUGCAUUAUUUUGAAAAAGAAUGAUAUCAGAACAAACACUAUGCCCGAAAACUGUCAGAUCAGCUAACAUCCACUCAGAUCUCUGUAUAACAAGCAAAAAAAAAUGACUCAUUCACUGCCUUAUAGAUUUGGAUCACUUUGAAGAUUAUAGUGUAUUGUACCAGUAAUUAUUGUAGCUGUGUAGUUUAUUUUAUUUAUGAAAAAGCCAUCACUCCAAAAGGAGAAACGACUGUAAGCGGUACUUAGAGCCCACAGCAUUAUGAUUCUAGUGACCUUGCAGAUUGAAGUGCCAGUCUCUCAUCACUUUAUCAGCGAUUAUUUCAUCAACUUCUACAGAUCUCCUCAAGUACUGUACAUUGAUGUCAUGUGCUUCUAGACAACCGGAACUGCUACGGCAGAUUAUAUAUUAUAUAUUCAGCAACCAGAUUAUAUAUUCUGUAUUCUGCAACAAAUUAUGUUAUAUGAUGUUCUUGUGUUUUUGCCGAUGAUCAUUUGAUCAGAUUUCUUUCCUCCGUCGAUGAAGUUAGUCCACCAUUGCAGUGCAUUUGAAAAGGCCGGUGUCUCUGACCGUUCCAAUCACCUGUGUCAUUCAUAGUCAGGUUGGCCUGUAAGUCACCUGGAGUUGGUAUGAUGUCUCAGACUGGACCCACCGAGCAACAUUUGCGAUGGUGAAAUCCAGAUCUUCUGUCCAUUCACAGUGUAGGUUUACAGAGACUUGUUUUGUGUUCUACCUUGCAAAAUGGUUUAGAGACAUACGAACCAACACAGGCUGAACGAAUGACCAUACUGUGCAUUCAUUUAUGACUGGACUACAGUUCCCACAAUGCUGAUCCUAGCUCUGUACCUGGGGGAACUUUAAACUGAGUAUCAUCAGUGUAGUUCCUACAAUGCCGCUAUAUCCAUUCAUCUUAAGUCUUGCGCUUGCAACCAUCAGACAGUGGAAUAGUACCAAUUGGCAAAUGCGUAUCAUUGUAAUUUUUUUUGUCUUUUUUUAAAUAAAAUAUUGAUUAUAUUAC
Molecule: messenger RNA, 6213 nt
Organism: Esox lucius (northern pike)
Lineage: Eukaryota; Metazoa; Chordata; Actinopteri; Esociformes; Esocidae
Gene: epb41l3b
Product: erythrocyte membrane protein band 4.1-like 3b
Exons: 28
Coding region: 946-4749 (1267 amino acids)
Biological process (GO): cortical actin cytoskeleton organization
Cellular component (GO): cytoskeleton; plasma membrane
Molecular function (GO): structural molecule activity; actin binding
Source: RefSeq, a predicted model, not a curated record